AUGGACAUUCCGAAGGCCCCUUGUGCGGACAUUAAAGAUGAGGAACGACGAGUCGGUGAGGUAGUUAAUAUAACUGCAGCCUGUAGUCCUGAGGAGGAGAAAGCAGUGCUGCGGAAAAUUGACAUGGUCAUUUUACCUUUUCUCUGCUUCGUUUUUUUCCUACAGUACCUGGACAAGCAGAGUCUCAGCUAUGCCGGUGUAUUCGGCCUCAUGGAGGACCUGAACCUGACGAACGCGCAAUAUUCCUGGUGCAGUUCAAUCUUCUAUGUGGGACAGCUUGUUUCCGAAUAUCCCUUCAUUUACCUUAUGAGCCGACUACCUCUGACGAAAUUUGUUGGAGUCACGGUGAUUGUUUGGGGUGGGAUGUGUAUGUGUCUUGCCGCACCGAAGACCUACAGCGGAUUUGCCGCCGUUAGAUUUCUUCUCGGCUUCAGUGAAGGCGCAGUCUCACCAGCCUUUGUCACAAUCACAUCGAUCUGGUACUGUCAAAAGGAGCAUACGACCCGCACUGCCCUCUGGAUCUCCAUGAAUGGCAUGGCGCAGGUCAUCGGCUGCCUGUUAAUGAGUCUGCUUCUUAGUGCUCAUGCCGAGCGGGCCCAACGACGCAUGGUUUCUCACGCCCGUGAAAAAGAAGUUCUGCGGCAACGCAUGGCGCAUGACCAUGAAGGUGGCGAUAAGACGUCGUUUUCCAUCUCACAACUCAAAGAGACACUCAUAGACCCGAAAGCGUGGUUGGUCUUCUGGUUCGGAGUGCUGGUAACGAUGCAGUCUCCCGUAUUGACCUUUGCGUCCCUCGUCAUCGAGUCCCUCGGCUACAGCAAGCUGGACACAAUGUUAUACACAGCGCCCUCUGGUGCCGUCCAAAUGGCCUUAUUAUGGAUCGGAGUCGCGCUCGCCUCUAUCCUCCCUCGCCAGCGGACACUCGUUGCGCUGAUGCUCAUCAUCCCACCCCUUGUUGGCACCGUCUUUCUGCUGAAGCUCGACUUGAGUGCGGAAUGGGGUAUGAUCGCCAUGUCUUGGUUGUCCUCAUGUAUAACAGCCUCGAUGUCCAUUCUUCUCUCCCUCUCUGCUUCCAAUGUGAAGGGCAACACAAAACGUGCUAUCGUCAAUACGAUGUUCUUCAUUGGCUAUUGCGCGGGAUGUAUUGGAUCUCCGCAGUUAUGGACUCAUCGACCCCGCUAUAACGAGGGCGUUAUCACAUCUAUUGUUACGUGGUGUCUGCUGUUCGUCGCGGUGAUUAUCUACCGCUUGCUGUGCAUGCAGGAUAACAAGAAACGAGAGGCAAAUGCCUGUACCGACAUUGACCCGAGCGGAGGAGAUAUGUUGGAGGAGAAUGGGCUACAAGCAGCCGAUGUGACGGAUAAGAACGAUCCGUCUUUCCGAUAUGCCUUAUAG
Molecule: messenger RNA, 1395 nt
Organism: Aspergillus nomiae NRRL 13137
Lineage: Eukaryota; Fungi; Ascomycota; Eurotiomycetes; Eurotiales; Aspergillaceae
Product: putative pantothenate transporter
Exons: 5
Coding region: 1-1395 (464 amino acids)
Biological process (GO): allantoate transport; dipeptide transport; transmembrane transport
Cellular component (GO): plasma membrane
Molecular function (GO): dipeptide transmembrane transporter activity; allantoate transmembrane transporter activity
Source: RefSeq, a predicted model, not a curated record